AUGACCCUGGGCUGCAGCGGCGGGAGCAACAGACCCUGCGGCUUGCUGGCGGCGCCCUCGCCCGAGGAGGACGAGGACGACGAGGCAUUGUCCGACGUGGAGGACGGCGACAUCGACGUGGUGGGGCCCUCGCACGACCAUGGCCCGGCCAAGUUCAGCGACGAGGACGAGGAGGACGAAGAGGACUUGCGCCUCCUGCCCGAGCCGCCGGCACGGGGGAAGCCCUCGCCGGCCCAGGCCGGCCCGGAGCCUGCGCUGGAGGACAGCCGCCCACCUGCUGCUACCGGGGUGGCUGCUGCAGCCACGCCUGCGGUUUCCGUUGCCUCGUCGUCGGGAAGUGCUGCCUCCGGGGGCGGCGGCGGCAAGAACCCGUUGGUGAAGCCGCCCUACUCGUACAUCGCGCUCAUCACCAUGGCCAUCCUGCAGAGCCCCAAGAAGCGGCUGACGCUGAGCGAGAUCUGCGAGUUCAUCAGCGGCCGCUUUCCCUACUACCGCGAGAAGUUCCCCGCCUGGCAGAACUCCAUCCGCCACAACCUGUCGCUCAACGACUGCUUCGUCAAGAUCCCCCGCGAGCCGGGCAACCCGGGCAAGGGCAACUACUGGACUCUGGACCCGGAAUCUGCCGAUAUGUUUGACAACGGCUCCUUCCUGCGUCGGAGGAAGCGCUUCAAGCGGCAGCAACAGCAGCUCCACCCGCAGCCUCCCGACCUCCUCCUGCGCGCCGCCGCCGACCCGGCCGCUUUCCUGCCCGGCUUCGCCUACGGACCCUACGGCUACAACUACGGGCUGCAGCUGCAGAGCUUCCAUCACCAUCACCACCAUCACCACCCCGCGGCGGGAGGCGGGGCGGCGACGGCAGGGACCUUCCCCUUCCAGCCUCCGCCUUGCGCCCUGCCUGCUCCGCCGGGCCCCGCGGCCUCGGCGGCCUCCCCGUCGGUCUUCUCCGGCGGCCUCUCGUCGUUCCUGGGCGGCGAGCUGAGCUGCAGGAAAGCCUUCUACCCGGGCGGCCAGCUCAGCCCCACCGCCUCCGUCCUGCAGAGCCUUAAGACGGACCAGGGAGCCGGCCACAGGCCUUCCUUUUCCAUAGACAACAUCAUCGGCGGCGGCGCGGCCCCCCCGCCGUCUAGUAGCAGCGCCACUGGCGCGCCCGCUUCGCCUUUCCAGGCGGGCCACGCUGGCGGCCAAGCGCAGGUCCUGGCCAUGCUUUCUCCGGCGCUGACGCCCAUCCCGAGCCAUUUGAACCUGGCCCACGAUCCCCUUCUGCAGUCCGGGCAGAACUUUUCCAGUAAACUCACAAACCUCAACAGCUGUCCCUUUUAAACGGCCCCCGACCCCACCAGCCCCCUCCUUUCUGUCCCCUCUCCCUCCUAUUGUGUGUUCAAAGGUAGGAAUUCUUCCUUUUUUGAGACUGUU
Eublepharis macularius is the source of this 1413-nucleotide messenger RNA. RefSeq names its product forkhead box D2 (gene FOXD2). Gene Ontology annotation, molecular function: RNA polymerase II cis-regulatory region sequence-specific DNA binding; DNA-binding transcription factor activity, RNA polymerase II-specific. The record is from RefSeq and is a predicted model, not a curated record. Gene Ontology annotation, biological process: regulation of transcription by RNA polymerase II; cell differentiation; anatomical structure morphogenesis. Bases 1 to 1320 code for a protein of 439 amino acids. The transcript has a single exon. NCBI's taxonomy places the organism in Eukaryota, Metazoa, Chordata, Lepidosauria, Squamata, Eublepharidae.